AUGGGCUCCCCGGCACGCAUCCUCUUGGAUGCCAAGAACCCUAGUCAAUACUCUGUGGAUGAGGUCAUAAAAUUUUUCUGGCCGGAUGGAGAAGACCCAUCGUGGGCCUAUGGUCUCCAUCCUCCUGAUCCUGCUUUGCUGGGACCUGCUUUUCGCGCAAACGAUAUCACUGGCAAUGUGCUUCUUAGCUGUGUUACAAAUGAAGUUCUUCAGGAUGCUCUGGGCGUGAGCUCUUUUGCUCAACGUGCAUACAUGUUAAUAGGCAUCAACAUCCUGCGAGUUCGCUCGGCCACUUUUCCUCCAACCGCUGCCCCAGAGCAGAGCAGUCGAACUGAGCCCACCAGUAUUACCAUGGCAAGCACCCCUCUUGGCUCUAUGCAAUUCACAGUUUUUGGGUUGAGAGCCCAAUCUGAGCCGUUGCAUGCCAUCAUUCCAAACACCCCUGCCGCUGGGACCACACUACUUGCUACGACCAAAAAGCAACCCAGACGUGUCACCAACAUCAUUACAACACCUCUCCUUCCAAAACUCACAGCACCUGCAGCACCUGCAGUUAAUUCUUCGUCAGCUUCCCGAUCAUCCCUGCCCCCGACAGACGAUGAUGGGAAACCUCUUCACCCAGGGUGGGAGCGCUUCAAAGCGAACAUUGUCAAAAAUAACCCAGAGAACACGACAGGAAAUGAAGAUGAUGUUUUGCCGCCAUAUGGGGAAUCGGAAUACGACACCGAAGAUCAGAUGGAGAUUGAAGCUUUGCCCGAGAAGCCCAAGAAGAAGGACAUCCCUACCGAGUCUACGCCACCAGUCGACCUGACGGAAUUUAAUUCUAUUGUGGAUAAGUUGAUUUCAGACAAAAGGCUGGAAUGGAUACGUGUAAUGUCAAAGGAUAUGUGGGAAACCAUGGGACGCUGCGAGCUAAGCGAUACCGCUAUCAGUGACAGAGCCUUGAAUGACAUUGUCAGGUUCGAAAAACGCCUCUCGGAUCUGCGCGAUGCAAUUUACGGACACAGGUACACAUCUGGCCUUUUGAUUAUCAAAGCUUGCGAGAGUCUGGAUGAAACCCUGUCGGACCUCUUUUUUCGUGAGUGGCAACUGGCUGUGCUGGGCAAGCUGGAGCCCUCCCCGGAGGAUAUCCAACAGGAUGGGAGCGAACCACACGGCAUGAAUACCUUCGCUACCUCGGGUCCCCCCCGUCCGUCCGAUCCCUCUAGUACAUCCAAUUGUUACGACUCUGAAGACCCCGGAGAACCUUCUGGUGCCGAAAGCCCCUCUGAUGCUUGCAAUUCCGAAGACAGCGACAUUCGUCCAUCAGAUGAACCGGCUGCCAAGAAGCCGCGUCUGGAAUCAGACAUUCUUGAUCAAAGUCUACCCGAAACCAGUCUCAUGUCUGGACUACCUACAGGUGCUACUCGGGAAGUAAUUGACCUUACUGGGGACAGCCCCGAGCCGGAGCAUAAGCCAGUUGACAUGGAUACGCCGAUUUUGCCACGGCAGACCAAACGUGCAAUAUGGAUACAACAAAAGAGGCUGGAGAAAAAGGCCGCCAAAACCCAUGCGGCUCAAAUCAAAUCCUGCGACAGCCCCGAGCCGGAGCAGAAGUCAUUUGACAUGGAUGUGCCGAUUCCGUCACAGGAGACCAAAUGUGCAGAAUGGAAGCGACUACAGGCCGAAAAGAAGUCGGAGAGGAAGGCCGCCAAAAUCCACGCGGCUCAAAUCAAAUCCUGCGACGGCCCUGAGCCGAAGCCGGAGACGAAAAUAGAAGACAAGACCGCAAUUGAUCACGAAAGGAAGCUAUGUCGAGCAGUGAGGCCCAAAAUUGCAAGAUGGAGGCAAUACACGGCUAAAAGAAGGUGGGAAGUAAAGGCUGGAAAAACCCUUGCUGCUCAAAUGAAGUCCUGUGAUGAUGAUGAGGAAAGAGGAAAACGGGAACGGGGGGUGACCCCGGAAGACAUUGAGCUGGAAAGACUGAGGAUUGCUAGCUCAGUCAUAUAUUCUGUGCCAAUGCCUCCUUCCUUUCCUAUGAGCCCGCGUCCUUUGGCCUCCGAACCAUCUGAGUCCCCUUCAGUCCAUCCACGAUCCAUCUCUCCUAUGUCCGAGGAGGGCAUGGCAAUGUACCAGUAA
Molecule: messenger RNA, 2118 nt
Organism: Penicillium canescens
Lineage: Eukaryota; Fungi; Ascomycota; Eurotiomycetes; Eurotiales; Aspergillaceae
Product: SNF2-related protein
Exons: 2
Coding region: 1-2118 (705 amino acids)
Source: RefSeq, a predicted model, not a curated record